CAACGUUAUAUACGAGUAUAACACAUCAAAACAUUAGGCCGAACAAUUCGAUCCGACUCCGAGAUCAAAACUAUCGUCUCGUUAUUGUCAAGUUGCAAGGUACGAAGCUAGUGAUGGAAUACGGAGUGUUUAUGAGGGAUUUUCUGAACAAGUGUGGUGGCUACGCCGUCAUAGACGGUGGAUUUGCGACUGAACUAGAACGCCAUGGAGUAAACCUCAACGACCCACUUUGGAGUGCCAAAUGCCUAUUUACUUCCCCACACCUCGUCCGAAGGGUUCACCUUGAUUACCUGGAUGCAGGAGCAAACAUAAUAUUGACGUCAUCUUAUCAGGCCACAAUUCAAGGUUUUGAAGCUAAAGGGUUCUCCAAAGAAGAAGGCGCAACUCUGCUUCGAAGAAGUGUCGAGCUUGCACGUGAAGCACGUGAUAUUUAUUAUGAUAAAUGCUCUAAAGAUUCUUUUGACAUAAUGAGAGAUGAAAGAUAUAGAAGACGCCCCAUUUUAAUUGCAGCUUCUGUUGGAAGUUAUGGCGCAUAUUUAGCUGAUGGCUCUGAAUAUACAGGGGACUAUGGUGAUUCAGUCACUGUUCAAACACUCAAAGAUUUUCACAGGGAAAGGGUAAAGAUUCUUGUUGAUGCAGGUGCUGACUUAAUUGCCUUUGAAACAAUUCCAAACAAGCUGGAUGCACAGGCUUAUGCUGAACUUAUGGAGGAAGAAGGAAUAGAAAUUCCUGCAUGGUUUUCUUUUUCUUGCAAGGAUGAAAACAAUGUGGCUAGUGGUGAUUCUAUCUUAGACUGUGCUUCAAUAGCUGAUUCAUGUCCACAAGUAGUUGCUGUUGGAGUCAAUUGUACUGCUCCUAGAUUUAUUCAUGGCUUGAUUUCGUCUAUAAAAAAGGCAACAGGUAAACCAAUACUUGUAUAUCCCAACAGUGGAGAAACUUAUAAUGCUGACACCAACCAAUGGGUGAAAUCAAGUGUUGAAGCAGAGGAAGACUUUGUCCCUUACAUAGGGAAGUGGGGUUAUGCUGGUGCUUCUCUUUUUGGUGGCUGCUGCAGGACCACUCCCAAAACUAUUAAAGGCAUAGCUGAGGCAAUAUAUGAAAAAGCUCAUGGCAAAUAUAUAUAACUGUUGAUGUUGAAGUAUGUUUAUGCAUAUGUAAUGGAACAAAUGACAAUAAUGUAAAGGAAAUGGUUAAGCUUUAUGUCUUGUCUUGGGUAUACCACUUUCUUAUAUGACAUGCACUCACUUUACGUUUGUGCCAA
Messenger RNA from Cicer arietinum (chickpea), 1261 nucleotides. RefSeq names its product homocysteine S-methyltransferase 3-like. Gene Ontology annotation, biological process: S-methylmethionine cycle. The record is from RefSeq and is a predicted model, not a curated record. Gene Ontology annotation, molecular function: S-adenosylmethionine-homocysteine S-methyltransferase activity; zinc ion binding. Lineage: Eukaryota; Viridiplantae; Streptophyta; Magnoliopsida; Fabales; Fabaceae.